Messenger RNA from Mus caroli (Ryukyu mouse), 2828 nucleotides. RefSeq names its product Fas associated via death domain (gene Fadd). NCBI's taxonomy places the organism in Eukaryota, Metazoa, Chordata, Mammalia, Rodentia, Muridae. The record is from RefSeq and is a predicted model, not a curated record. Gene Ontology annotation, biological process: extrinsic apoptotic signaling pathway; regulation of apoptotic process; positive regulation of innate immune response. Gene Ontology annotation, molecular function: caspase binding; death receptor binding. Gene Ontology annotation, cellular component: CD95 death-inducing signaling complex.
GUCGGAUUUGUACAUCCCGCGAGACGCUAGGCGGGAAAACCUAAGGUGAUUUCCUAUGUGGGAUCGCUGAGGGGCAGCCCGGCGUACCACUGCCAUGGACCCAUUCCUGGUGCUGCUGCACUCGCUGUCCGGCAGCCUGUCGGGCAACGAUCUGAUGGAGCUCAAGUUCUUGUGCCGCGAGCGCGUGAGCAAACGAAAGCUGGAGCGCGUGCAGAGUGGCCUGGACCUGUUCACGGUGCUGCUGGAGCAGAACGACUUGGAGCGCGGGCGAACCGGGCUGCUGCGCGAGUUGCUGGCCUCGUUGCGCCGACACGAUCUACUGCAGCGCCUGGACGACUUCGAGGCGGGGACGGCGACCGCUGCGCCCCCGGGGGAGGCAGAUCUGCAGGUGGCAUUUGACAUUGUGUGUGACAAUGUGGGGAGAGACUGGAAAGCACUGGCCCGAGAGCUGAAGGUGUCUGAGGCCAAGAUUGAUGGGAUUGAGGAGAAGUACCCCCGAAGUCUGAGUGAGCGGAUAAGGGAGAGUCUGAAAGUCUGGAAGAAUGCCGAGAAGAAGAACGCCUCGGUGGCCAGACUGGUCAAGGCGCUGCGGACCUGCAGGCUGAAUCUGGUGGCUGACCUGGUGGAAGAAGCCCAGGAAUCUGUGAGCAAGAGUGAGGAUAUGUCCCCAGUGCUAAGGGAUUCAACUGUGUCUUCCUCAGAAACACCCUGACAAGCCUGCAGCUCCUCUCAGGAGUCACUGUGGACUUGUUCACACCAUGAUGUAGCACCAAGUGCCUUUUGUGCCCAGUGCCAAAAAGACCUUGCUGAUUCAGGCCAGGUCCCCUCCCACCAGCUCCUGGAGUAUAUCUGUAUCUACGGAACCUCUGCUCCCUGGGCUUUCGGAACACAUGAAGGUUCCCCGUUGUGUUCUCCACCACUGCUCCUCCCACCCCACCCCCACCCCUAAGAGGUCUCUGGUCUUGCAAGGAGGAAGUUGGAGCUGAUGGCACAUGUGCUGACUGCAGUUUGAGAGCCUUCUUCUUGUUCCUUGGGGGAAGACACCAUCUCAGUUAAGAUCACUUGGCUGCCUUAUAGUUGGCCAAGAGGACAUCUGUCUCACAUCCUUGGAGGCCAUCAGACAGCAGCUCCUGACCCCACCCCCACCCCCAAACAAGUGCAAGACCCCUGUGAGGACUGAUUGUAAAGUUCACUACCAAAAUCACUGGCUCUGUGAAGGACUGUGGUUUAAAGGGUAGCACCUUGCCUCCAUGGUGGUCUGUAAGCAAGUGCCCUGGGCCUACCUACAUAUAGUGGCUCACUCUGAAAUCCUAGCACUUGAGAGUUGAGAACUGCACUUUAUAGCAGCCUGAGCUACAAAUGAGAUGUUCUCCCCAAAACACACAAAAGCGAGUGCCUUUACCUGGAGAUAACUUGUGUCACCAAGAAUUUCUAUUAUAUUAAGAACCCUUCUAACCUCAGAAAUCCCUCCCAUCAGGCUGACUACAGUGUGCUUACAGCCCUGGGUGCUAGUUGUGAGUGGGGUGAUGUGAUUUCCUUCACACCAGCAGGUGCCCUGACUGCCACACUUGGAGCCCAAUAAACCAUUGUCUCAGCUUUCUAACCUUUGGCUGGGUGUGGUAAUGCAUACCUUUGAUCCUAGCUUUUUAGGGAGGUGGAAGCAGGUGGAUCUCUGUGAUCUAUGAGUUCAAGGACAGCCUAGCCUACAUAGAGAACACUAAGUAGAAAGACCAUAUCUCAAAUAAAUAAAAGUUCAUGUCUGGAGAAGAGGAUCCUAGUCACAGGUUCUCCUGACAGAGUCACUGUCCUAACCUAAUGUGGACUUCACAAGUGACCAGCCUGGGGCCUGUGCUCAAACACAGAUCAGUCAUUUCCUGGCACUUAGUUUCUAUGCCCUCAUUUCCUGCUCCCUGCUCCACCUAUCCACCAGACAGCUAACCCCUCAGCACGCUUGAGCUCUCCUCAAUCCCCUUCCCCAUUGUUGGUCCCUCCUGCAUUCCUUGGGUUGCACCCUCCUCCACAGCCUCAAGCCUACCAUGUUCUUCAGCUCAGCAUUGCUCCAUCUGACUGUUCUGCUCAAAUUCUUGGCCAUUGAGGCCUCCUGACUACUCUAGGGACUCAUCCUGUUUUCUCUGAGCCCAUUUCUCACCUCGCUGUAGCCACAAUGCUUUUGACUCCCCGGACUAUGCAUAGGCCUGUAUUAGGUGUCUGGUGGGUGUUCUCUGUCAUUCUCUACCCCUCCCCCUUUCUCCAGUUUGAAGGGUUUUGGUUUAAGACACGGUUUCUUAUAGCCCAGGUGUAACCUAGGUUGGCCUCAAGCUCACAGAGUAACUGAAGUGACCUUGAACUCCUUUCUGAUCAUCCUAUGUGCUAGGAAGCCUGGGCAACCCUACUGAAACUCUUGCUGAUGCCUUUUAACUGUCCUGUGGCAAGUCACAGGUCGAUGGGCUUAGAUGUCACAUUUUUUGUACAGCUCAGGAAUCCAAAAUGGCUCUCCAGAGUUCAGCUCAAAUAUGAGCAAGCUGGUUUCCUUCUAGAUUUAAAAGAAUGUCCCUUCAUUGUGUCACUUGCUGUAUUCCCCUCUUUAAGUGGCAGUAUUGAGUCUCAGUUACUAUUGUUGCAGGGCUUUUGGGCCACCAGAGAAACUUAUCCCUUUGUACAGAGUCCCUUCAACCACGUUGGGGAUUAAAACGUGGUCAUCAUCAGGGUGAGCACCCCACACAUCUCUGCAUCUCCCCAACUUGUGCCCAGUUUUGCCCUGAACACCUCAGCAUCAAUUCCUCCUGCUGCUAAUAAAGGCUUCUCAGAGCUGCACAGCUCACAAGUGA